Molecule: messenger RNA, 5836 nt
Organism: Spirodela intermedia
Lineage: Eukaryota; Viridiplantae; Streptophyta; Magnoliopsida; Alismatales; Araceae
Source: the annotation of a GenBank genome assembly
AUGUUGCCGAGGAGCUUUAAGGCGGCGAAAUGGUAAAGCUUGAUUACCCGUCUGAAUUACCUUCUGGUUCUUCCUCCUUUUUGAUAUUCGCACCAAGCCGACAUCUGUUCUUCUUAAUUGAAUCCAAACAAGAGAGAAUGUUCCACUCGACGGAUUGGUUUGUUUAGACUCUUCUUGUUGGUGGAAGAUGGUCGGUAUUCUUUUUGGAUAAAAUUUACCCUUGUUUGACGACAAUUGUGUUUCUUGUGGAAUCGUCGACAGCAAGACGUCUCUGAAGCUCGCGGUUUCUCGAAUAAAGGUUCUCAAGAACAAAAAGGAUGUCCAGGUGAAGCAGAUGAGGAAGGAUCUUGCACAGCUUCUCAAAACAGGCGAGGACCAGACAGCUCGUAUCCGGGUUAGUGCUACAUAGACCUUCUUUGGCCUCAUUAUGCUCAAAUGUCUGGUAUUUAUUUCAGAAUUAUUAGUCAAUGCUUUCAUCUAGCUGGAUUUUUCUCAGCCUGAGAGCAUUAAUGACAGUGAGAAGAAUGAAUUCGUACCUAGGAGGUGAUUGGAAAUAAAAAUGGCCGUCGAAAAAGGGAUCCAUUCUUUUAGCGAUCUUGGAUAUGAAGUGAGAUCCAAAGAUCUAGUGUGAGUUAAUACUUUCCAGUUGAAGAUCUGCAUCUCAUGGAUAAUUGUUGGAUGAAGUUUUCUAAUCUGCGAAUGAUCAAUAUUUUCAGUUAAAUGAUAAUGGUACCCGUAAAAUUUUGUGGUUUCUGGACAAACAUCAUCUCUCUGUGUCAGCAAUAUCACUCGUAUUGCAUGGAGGUCGAUGCCUGCAUUAGGUGCGCAGUGAGAUAUUAGGUGAAGGGUUUUUUGAUCAAUGGCAUGAUAGCAAAUCCUACUUCCUUGCCAACUAGUUGUUGAACUUAGCUCAACCACUGUAGGUUAUGAUUAAUUGCUUUUACGUCGAUGAUAAUCAGUGAAGAUUGAGAUGCUUCGGUGUUGCAUUAUUGAUUAUUUUACUCUUGAAGGCGCGGUAAACUUCAUUUUCAGGUACAGUAGCUAUCAAUAAAUGGUACGGCUCUCUUGUUUAUUCAUCUUGCCUGUUUCAACUCCAUAAUCGUCACUUAUGUAGGUGUUUAACCUGUUGGUUCGACUCAUAAUCUACCGUGUUAAACGGCCAGAAACAGGAAGUUCUUAAUUUGGGUCCGCCAAAGAAUUAAUGUUUUCCAUAGAUCCACGUGACAACUCCUUUCCUUGCGGAUGAGUACGAUGCACAGUUUCCAACGUUCCAUCCUCUUGUUUCCCCAUCAUCUUAAAAGGAACCCGGGGUGGGGGAUAGCUACUGCCCAUCGUCUUGGCGACUUGUGCAAUACCUACUUCCUACCAAAAAUUAAAAUGGUGAGGUCCCAAUCUUCUCAACAGCCAGAUCUUCAAAAGGAACUCCUGUUGGUCGUUGGGGUUUUUUUUGUGCCGGAACUGUUGCUUCCCUUCAUAGGUCCGAUGCUGCAAGGUCAAUGUCCAGAUCUAAGAUUUAGGAAACGUCUCGUGCAGCCACUCUAAAUCUUCCUUGUAAUUCAGUGGGAAUAUCAGUUUCAAUAUCAUCGUUAGCGGAUUAUACAGUAUGUGUUUCCACACUGGAGGGAGAAGUCCCAAACCCAGAAGCCGACCAACAUCGACCCUGCUGCAGAUGCAUUUUAGUGGUAGAGAGAUCAACACAGAUGAAUGGGAAGCCGAGGGGUUCCUUUGAUCGAACAGGAAGUUCCCAUGUGAAUCAUCUACCAGAUAUUAUUGACAGAAAAGAAUUUUAACUGCUUGUCGCUUGCUAAAUGCCUGUGCUUCCAUUAUGCGUGUCUUCAGAUGCCCUUCAGUUUUCUAUCAGGUUCAAUCUGAAUUUAUAAUUAAAACACCAUGUAAACUUUUUUUUUUUUUUACCGGUGCUUCGGUAUAACCCAUUCAAUUGUCUACAGGUGGAAGAAGUCAUCCGGGAAGAGAAGACCAUGUCAGCAUAUGAUCUUAUUGUGCUAUACUGUGAGCUGAUUGUGUCACGCUUGCCGAUUAUUGAAUCACAAAAGUACAUAUUACUGAAUCAUUUCGUAUUUUGCAUUUUGAAAAGUAUGUUAAAAUGACGACAUAGAUUCCGUUUCUUUUUGUUUGAGCCGCUCUAACGUGUUGGUUUCUCUUUAUAUCUCUAGGUUUACCAACUCUGUUGUAGGCUGAAUUUGGAAAAGAUAGUUAAAAAGAUUUUUGUGAGAAAUGAAGUAAAUGACUACUUUAACGAUAGGGUUAGAUUAAGGAAACAUUUGGAAAAAUUCCUCAGCCGAGUUUCGAUUCUUAUAUUUCUUCUGACGCUGCAACAAUGCAUCGUCCAAUAAAUUGGAUUAUAAUUGUCUUUCAUCGGGUAGCACUAAGAAAAAGACGUGAUAGCCGGGGCAUGCCUCUGUAGCAUCUUCUCUGGUCUUCUUUCAGCAUACAGUCCUGAUCUUGUUUUAACUAGCAUUUCCUGUUAUUUUAUUCUCUCAUUAUUUGGAUUUUUUUCCCCAGGAGAUGCCCCAUUGACCUUAAGGAGGCAAUAUCCAGUAUUAUAUAUGCCUCACCGAGAUGUGCAGAUAUACCGGAACUUUUGGAUGUUCGCAAGCUCUUUUCAGCCAAGUAUGGGAAAGACUUCACUGGGGCAGCGAUCGAGGUUCGACCAGAUUCUGGUGUUAACAGUUUGGUAAGCCAUAAAUGGAAACCUCUUUCCAUCUGCUGAAAAUAAUAUCUUAGGAGCAUGAUUAUGUGCUUCGAGUUUGAGUAUUUUUUAGCCCUUAUUUUUGACGUUCAGUUUGUUUAUAUGCUUUUAGAUUAUCGAGAAGUUAUCAGCAAGAGCUCCUGACACCGAUACAAAAAUCAAGGUUUUGACCGAAGUUGCUCAGGAACACAAAAUAAAUUGGGAGCCUACGGCAUUUGAAGAAAAUAUUGAGGUUCAUCAAAUGGAUCUGCUGGUAACGUAAUUUCUGUGUUCCAUUUGUCUCAUCCAAGGUUAUUUCCUAAUUGAAUGGAACAAAUAAUGAUCCCUAUCUUUUUGUGCCUUAAUAGAAUGGACCUACAUCUUUUACAAGUAGUUCGGCCUUGGAAUCUUCUAGCAUCCGAUCUCGACCUUCUCCUGUACAAAUGCAAGAAGCAGCUACCAAGGCCCAUGAAAGAGAUGUGAACAGUUCCUCGGCUGGUUUCAAUUCCUCUUCGCUUCCUGCUUCGGUGGAAACCUAUUCUCAGCCUGGAACACGAGCCACAGGUAUAAAUUGGUUUUUUUUUCCUCGUCGUAGUCCCACCUUCAUAUAUUUUAAUUAUCCAGUUCACUCUAAUCUGAUCAUGCAAAUGAUAUUAUGAUUGCGUUCGGCUCCUUUUAGGAAGGACGCACGAUGUGGGUGAACCCACUCACUCAAACUAUACGGAAGAGGAGGCUUCUUUGAGUCGUCAGAAGUGGCCAUUGCAAUUCAAAGAUGCAACAUCUGCUGCUCAGGCAGCUGCUGAAUCAGCAGAACGGGCGAGUAUGGCUGCCAGGGCUGCAGCCGAGCUUGCAUCCCGUGGAGAAUUUUGUGAGUAUUCCAAUAUCCCCCCUGAACCAUACACUCACGGAUCCAGAUACGAAGCUAGAAACUUGACGGCUUCAAAAUCACAAGAAUCACAGCAUAGAGACACAAUGGAUAGGAGUCAUAAAACGGAUGAAGCGAGUUCUGCAAGUAAAAGGAUUCGGAAUGUUGUGGGAGGUGUAACUGAGCACGAUCAAGCCGCGAGAGAUGACAGAAGAGUAAGUGACAGCUAUACAAACCCUAGAAGAGAUAGUUCAUCUGAGGAUGAUGCCGAAGAAGUGCCCCAGCGAAUCAACAAAACCAGCAAGGAUGGCUCUCUUGGCGGUGAAACUGCAGAAAGGCAUACCAUCAGACCUGUUUACUCUCCUUUUGUGAACCAUUCGGAUGAUGAAGAUGUUUCUGUUUCAGAUGUCCGAAAUUCAGAUAGCUCCACUCCAAGAAGCGUCAAUGCAGACUCUGUCCACCAGAACUUCAAGAAUGAAGAUCAUCCCGAUAGUUCUGACGCACGUCAAGAGGGGAUUGAGAGGAAGCUUAGAAAAGCUUCAUCUUCUCGUUCCAGUAGCAUUGAUCCUGAGACCGUUUGGGAUUCUCCCAUGAGAAAGAAGUCCUUUGAUCAAAAUAUCUUGUUUAGUUCAGCCCAAGAGAUCAAUCAAAGCGGUUAUAAUAAUGAUCAUCCUGCUCUUUUUGACCCAUCUGAUUCAGACAAUGAGGAACAUUUGGACAUAGACCACAUUUUUCAAAGGCAUGAAUCAGAUUUUCAUGGAACAUCGUUGGGUGUGGACAGUUCUACUCGUCACAAACAGAGAAGUGGAUUUAAUGAGGAUGGCUCGCGUUCCUUGCAUUAUUUGUCAACACAGCCUGUUGAAUCUUCUGGGAGACUUCACGGGGAGACCAGUUUGUCACCACGCGAUGCUGUGGCUUACAAAGAAACUGGCUCAGAUAGUGAAGAUGAGACUUGUGAAGUCCGUGACAGCGGAGAUAAGGCUUCAAACGCUCUGUACCGCAAUCAGAACAUGGGAUCAUCGUUAAAAUCCCCAGUGAGGGAAAACAGAUCCGAUAAAUUUUUACUAUCUCCUACUGCUGCAUAUUCCGAGCCCCAUUCGAGUAAUGAAAGUGGUGAGGGACUGAAGUUGGGAAGGCUAACUGGUGGACUAAAAAACAAAGGUUAUUCUCGCCCUUUUUUCCUUUCAAGCCCUGUGGUUAAUGAGUUCCUUCCAUCAGAAACUUCAACCAGCGAUUCUUCUGAAAAACCAACGGCUUCCCCACUAGACAAGAUGGCAGCAUUUUCUAGUGUCCAGAAGCUAUCUCCCAAAACAAAUGAGUCGAGGCCAAGGCCCCUGAAAGCUUAUGUUUCAGACAGUAGUGAUUCUGAUGAUCUCGAACAACAUCCUGCAUCUGAAAGGAGUGGACGUGGCAGUGUUGGCUCUCUUUUAUCAACAUCAAGAUCAGAUGAUCAUCACCUUGCCGACGAAAAGAAAAAGUUUUCAAGCACAUUCAUGAGACAAGGUUGUGAUGAGCUCGAUCAGGAGAUAUCUUAUCAGAGACCAGUGGGGAGAUCUCCGAGGAAAUCGAGUCAUACCCUUCCAGCAACCUCCAUUGACAAGUAUUCUGUGAAGGAGACUCUAUCGCCUCCUGGGAAACAGGACCUUAGAGGUGCUCCUGCUUCCAUUCUGUCUGACCAAAAACCAGAGGAUACCAGAGCAGGACCCUCCAAUGUUGAGAAGACAUCUGGGCGCACCGACAUUUAUGAUAAGAAAUCACCUAUCAAAACUAGCAAGGGUUCAAAACCAAUUGCAAUCUCCUACUUUGACGAGGACGAAAAUGAGGACGAGGUGGUGUUCCCGCCUCGAAGAGCCCUUGGAAGUGUUGGCAUUAGAAGUGGCAGGGUCUCUCAGAGAACCAGAAGUCCGAGAGUUGACCAGGUCUCGAGCUCACGUCGUGACUCAGGGACUCCUGACUCAGAAACAACUGCUCUGCCACCAACCAUCAGUGUUAAAUCAGAGACGACUCCAUCUCCUCGACAGCAUCAGGAAACCACGGUUUCGGUGCAAAAGGACAGCUCGGGAUCAUCAAAAAGCAGCUUACCUCUCAAGGGUUCAUCUCCGACUGUUUCAAAACAAACUGGCCUACAGGGAAAGAUUGACACUCAGAAGCCGUCUGAACUGGAGAAGGGUUCUAUCUCACGAGAGGGAUCGAUCGGGGGUGCUCCACAUGUUCAUCCAAGACUCCCUGACUAUGAGACACUGGCGGCCCACUUCCACUCACUCCGCUCAAAUCGACGAUGA